Messenger RNA from Camelus dromedarius (Arabian camel), 3041 nucleotides. It is a transcript of the gene PLEKHA3, whose product is annotated as pleckstrin homology domain containing A3. The transcript is spliced from 8 exons. The record is from RefSeq and is a predicted model, not a curated record. Lineage: Eukaryota; Metazoa; Chordata; Mammalia; Artiodactyla; Camelidae. Gene Ontology annotation, biological process: receptor recycling; endosome organization; retrograde transport, endosome to Golgi. Bases 704 to 1606 code for a protein of 300 amino acids. Gene Ontology annotation, cellular component: early endosome; trans-Golgi network; recycling endosome.
UCACUGCCUGCAGGACGCGUGCGCUGGGAGCUCGUCCUCGGGUCCGUCCGCGGGCUGCGCGCGCAGCGGAGUCCGAGUCGGGCUGUCCUGGGAGCUGAGGCUUAGGCCCCGGCGGCCGGUGUGUCCAGGCUUCAGCAGCAGCGGGGACAGUGGGAGCCCCGGGACCGCCAGCCGAGGGCUGAGGGAGGCUGAGGCAGAGUCAGAGCCCCGGCGGCCCGCCCUCCUCGCGCAGCCUCCGGCCCCGCUCCUCUAACCCCGCCGCCGGGGAGGGGUUUCCCAGGAUGAGCCGGCCCCUUUCAUCCAGGAAGUGAAAGCGACGCCGGGGUCAAUGAAAACAAACGAGGAGCCUGGAGGGAAAAGAAGGCAGUCCCUGAGGAGGAAGCGCCGAGGCGCGGGAGGGAGCAGUGGGACAGCGGAAGCGCGAGCGGGAGGGGGGCCGCGGCCGCAGUUUUACCGCCGCCGCCGCCGCCGCCGCCAGGGCUCUCCCAGGGAUGUCUGAGCCCGCGCCUUGCGGCCCCCGAGCUCCACGCGGCGACUGUCGUCCCGGCCUCUGAGGGCCGCCACGUCCCGGCGGCGCGCGCGGGCUGAGGGAGGCUCGGUGCCGGCUGGGGGCGGGCCGGGAGGGGCUGUCCAGGCUCCGCGCUUCCCUCAUCACCGCGGCCGGCGCCGGGCCGGGAGGAUGCGCGGCGCCGGGCUCUGAAGCAUGGAGGGGGUUCUGUACAAGUGGACCAACUAUCUCACAGGUUGGCAGCCUCGUUGGUUUGUUUUAGAUAAUGGAAUCCUGUCCUACUAUGAUUCACAAGAUGAUGUUUGCAAAGGGAGCAAAGGAAGUAUAAAGAUGGCAGUUUGUGAAAUUAAAGUCCAUUCAGCAGACAACACAAGAAUGGAAUUAAUCAUUCCAGGAGAGCAGCAUUUCUAUAUGAAGGCAGUAAAUGCAGCUGAAAGACAGAGGUGGCUGGUUGCUCUGGGAAGCUCCAAAGCCUGUUUGACUGAUACUAGGACUAAAAAGGAAAAAGAAAUAAGUGAAACCAGUGAAUCUCUGAAAACCAAAAUGUCUGAGCUUCGCCUCUACUGUGACCUCCUAAUGCAGCAAGUUCAUACAAUCCAAGAAUUUGUUCACCAUGAUGAGAAUUGUUCAUCUCCCAGCAUAGAGAACAUGAAUGAAGCCUCUUCUCUACUUAGUGCCACAUGUAAUACAUUCAUCACAACGCUUGAGGAAUGUGUGAAGAUAGCGAACGCCAAGUUUAAACCUGAGAUGUUUCAGCUGUCUCAUCCGGAUCCCUUAGUUUCUCCUGUGUCACCUUCUCCUGUUCAAAUGAUGAAGCGUUCUGUCAGCCACCCUGGUUCUUGCAGUUCAGAGAGGAGUAGCCACUCUAUAAAAGAACCAGUGUCUACACUUCACCGACUCUCCCAGAGACGCCGAAGAACCUACUCAGAUACAGACUCUUGUAAUGAUGUUCCUCUUGAAGACCCAGAUAGACCUGUUCACUGUUCAAGAAAUACACUUAAUGGAGAUUUGGCAUCAUCAACCAUUCCUGAAGAAAACAGACUUAUGGCCAAAAAAAAAUCUGAAUCAGAAGAUCCUCUUCCAUCCUUCUCUUCCUGAGGAAACAGAAGUGUCCAACUUCCUUUAAGUAUUGCUAUGCAAAAGCUGCUGUAAUUAAACUAUGUUUUAGGGAGUAGUUUUUCCCUUAGGAUUUCUCAGCACUUUAUAGAAUAUUGUAAAACAAACAAACAAAAACAACCCACAUACCUUUGAAGUGUAUUUUAUCUUUAUAUAGUUUAUUUGCAAGAGUAUUUUCCUAAUAACUUCACAGUAUGAAUGUGCAUUUUUUUUUUUUAAAAACAAAUGAUGGUGUAACAUUUUGACAUCCAUAAGGACAAAUGUAGAUAUUUUUCUAAAAAACUGUGAGGGACUGACAGCUUAGUCAGUGUGUAUUGUAGCUUAUAAACAUGAAAUCUUAUAAACUUAAGGUUUCAGUUUGACAGAAGUGUGAUAUAUAUAACGUGUGCCAUGGACCAAAUGGUCACUUUACCCCAGCUGAAAAUGAGUUUCGGUCGCAGCUUGAUGGUGAUUGUAUUAUAUUCCUUUAAGCAAAAAGAAAACAGUUAAUAUUCAAAGUAUUUUUAACCCAAAUAUCAUGACAUUGAGGAUUUUUUAAAAACCAGACUGCGUUGUCCUUCAUAUAUGAAGUUGACACUACUGAUUUAUCAAUACCAAAUGUUGGGUUAAAAUAUUUAGUUUUUAUUUAUUUAUUUUUCUAUUGCAUCAAAAAUAUGAUUGCAUCCUAACUUUUAUGACCUGCCAAAUUUAAGAUAUGUAUACAUUGUUAUUUGCAUUGUUCUAGAAAAGAGGUUAAUGUUGUAGUGACCUUGCUCACUUCCACCAGAGAAAUAAAUGACUUGCAAUGGAAGAGGAUUUUAGUGCUUUUUUCCUAAAAAUAGACAUUAAGCUGCUGUUGUAAGGUAUUACUGUUUGCAGCUCUUUAGAAUAUCUAGACAUUUUUUAUUUAUGAAUAUUUAUACAAAAAAAGGAAUCUGUCAAGGUGACUGCUCUACAUAACUUGAGAAUGGCAUUAUUUAAUUGAAGAACAAAUAGCAUUUUUUUGGUAGUGCCUGUCCAUACCUAUUGUCAGUGUUUGCUUUGUAAACUUUUUCAAUUCACUUUGGAGUGACAGUUUUGUCCAAGGUUUUGGAUGAGGAGCACUUUAAAACAAACUGGUUUGGUGUUUUUAAGUUAAUCAUAUGUUUAAUAAAUAUGUGGUUUUUGCAUUCAAACUCUUCAUAUAAUACAUUGUAUUUUUUACAUUUAUUGAUUGUCUAAUCUUUUUCGAGUGUAAAUAUUCUUUGUUGCUUUGAUUUUGUAUGUAUAUUCAGACCUCAUAGUAAAUACACAAAUGAGACAUAAUUUUAGCUUUUUUGCCUGUGAGCUAGGAAUAGUGUGACCUAUUUCAUUUUAAGUUUCUGUUAUAAGUUUAUGUGGGAAUUUUUAAAAGAGUUAAUAUUUGGUAUUUCCUUAUUAAAGUAAACCUGUAAUUAAA